This is a messenger RNA of Cucurbita maxima (winter squash), 1127 nucleotides long. RefSeq names its product universal stress protein PHOS34. The record is from RefSeq and is a predicted model, not a curated record. The coding region runs from base 103 to 624 and encodes 173 amino acids. The transcript has 5 exons. NCBI's taxonomy places the organism in Eukaryota, Viridiplantae, Streptophyta, Magnoliopsida, Cucurbitales, Cucurbitaceae.
UGUGCUCGAGAACCCUCCCGCGGCUGCAACUGGAAGUCAGCGACCGUAAACACUAAAGAGGUUGAGAAUCACACGGGUAAAUCAUCAGCGGAAUUGUGAACAAUGUCUGCCGAUCUUCGAUGCGUGAUCGUGGCCGUUGACGGCAGCGAGGAGAGCAUGGGCGCUUUACGGUGGGCGUUUGAAAAUCUCAAGCUCCGUUCAUCGGCGCCGGGCUCCACUGACGGCACUUUUGUUGUGCUGCAUGUUCAACCUCCUCCUACAAUCGCCGCCGGUCUCAGUCCUGGUCCAAUCCCCUUUGGUGGCCCUAGCGAUCUGGAGGUUCCUGCUUUCACGGCAGCGAUUGAGUCGCAUCAGAGGCGGAUUACAGCUGCGAUAUUGGGUCAUGCUUCACGGAUUUGCUCCGACUACAAAGUGAACGUGGAAACUAAAGUGGUAAUCGGAGAUCCAAAGGAAAAGAUCUGUGAAGUGGCUGAGAAUUUGCAUGCUGAUUUGCUAGUUAUGGGGUCCCGUGCUUUUGGUCCCAUCAAAAGGAUGUUCUUGGGAAGUGUCAGCAACUACUGCACCAAUCAUGUAGAAUGCCCAGUCAUCAUAGUCAAGGACAAGAAAAGGGGCAGUUCGGCUUGAUCUUAAUAGAUUGCAGGUUUCUUUUUCGUUAUGUGUGCCCGUUACCGUCUUAUCAAUGCCGAUGCUCGUGACACGUAUUAUUCAUCAAUUGGUUUGCUUUUCUGCUUCCCGUUCUGCUAUUUUGUAUAGUGCGAGCCAUGCAGCCAUAGGCAAGUUUCCAAAACAGUAAACAGGAAGUUCCUCUGUUUCUGUAUUUCAUAGGCUUGGCGACAUCACCUGUUGCCCCCAUUGUUUACAUACAAAUCCUUGUCCAGCUGACCAUCUUCCUUGGCUUGGCUACUGAAAAUUGUCCUGUCUGAGUAAAAUUGUGUAUUAUUCUUUCUAUUUUGUCCCUGUAAUGAAAAAAAGCUCUCUUGAACAAAAGGGGACUGUGAAUGUGAUUUCUUUUAGGGGAGACACGUGGCUCCUGUGUGGCAUGUGACUUUUUCUUUCCCUUUUUCUGAAUUAUAUGAUUGUAUGAAAUAAUAAUUGAAAAUACACCGUCCUGUACUUUGGCUUGUUAU